ACUCUGCUUCAUCUUCCUCCAUCAUUGUUUUAUUACGAUUUUCUUUUGAUAGCAAGAUAUAUUCAAAAAGAAAGUGUUUCCCAAUAUAAAUUUGCUGAAUAGGCAAUAUAUUUGUGUACCUUAAAGUUAUUUUUAUGGUGAUUCUCUGUGUGAGACAUUCAUUGUUUUGAUACAGAACAGUAUGUUUUGAUUACAUUCGUUUGAUCGCAAAAUGUCUUCGAAUUUGGAAAAUGAGGACCUUUCUGACGUCCAGCUGGUUCGGAUGGAAGAUGUGCAGCCAGCUAGAGAGCAGCGAGACGAUGACCAGUUGGAGGUAAAAGAUGAGAGCAUGGAGACGUUCAUUUUCGAAGAAAUUGACUAUGAAAACGAGUGCGUUGUGGAUGAUGAUGACUCCAAUAUUGGUAGUAUGGUCUCCAUUCAGUCUGAGGACGCGUCUACGCCGUCCGAGGAAGUGUCAGUGCAGUCUGAAGUGUCGAUAGCAUGUGAGGACCUUCCAAACCAGGCAGAACAGGACCCCCAAUUAAUUGAAAUUUAUGACCAGAGCAGCUCAGAGUUAAUAAUUCCAGAUGUAGUUAACACUCGGAGAAUUAUUGUCUUGCAGAAUGCAAAUCCAGCACCAAAGAAAGAAGUUAAAACGGUACCAGACAGUUGGCCAACAUUGGAGAUCUUACCUGGCGGUGUCAUUAAACGUUCCGAUACUAUAGAUGAUGAUGCACUCACAACGUAUUCCGCGGAAGAGGGUAACGAUGUAGCGAAUGAAUCUGACGGUGAGGCGGGAGAGAAGAUGUAUGCGUGUGCCAAAUGCUCCAAGAAAUUCCGAUAUCUGUACUGUUUAGUGAAACAUGUCCGAUGGCACGACAAGCAGAAAAAAGACCCAGAUUUAUCAAAAUUAUGUUCAUGUGUAAACGGAAACUUCCUAUGCGUGCACCCAGUCAAACAAGAAACCAAACGAAAGCCACGGACAAAAGCAAACAAAAAGAGGAUACCAAAGAAAAAUAAAUCAUAGCCUAAGUUUGUUGCGAGUAUUUAUACAGGGUGAAUUUAUUAAGCCACAUUUUUUUAUUCGAUACCCAAAAUCUAAACAAAGAACUUAAUUUUACUGUAAUUAAAUAAAUCAUUGUGUAGAUUCAGUGUACAUAUUAUGAACUUCUUUAUUUGUUGUGUUGUACCGUAAUAGUUUAUGUGAAAGGAUUUAUUUAAUAAAGAAACCUUAGAGUGUAGGAUUUUAAUGAACUUUAUUCAUUGUAUUAGACUUUUCUAGGCUGUUUAUUUCAUGCCCAAAAUAGUUUAUGAGUAUUCUUGCCUUGAUUGGCUCUUAAAAAUCAUUUUACUAAGUCUCAAAUUGUUUCUAGGUAUUUCAAAAUCAACAAUGCAGUGUUCUGUAUUUUUUCCCUGACUCCAUUUGUGUUAAACAGUGGACAUAACAACACAAAGACAUCUGAUAUUGAUUGGCAUCUGCUAAACAAAUGUGAUAAUGUCGAUAUUCAGCCUUCGAAUUCAACGUUAACGAGACAAUUUUGAUCGUCAAAAUGAGUUUCGUGCUAACAUUUCUUAUAAGUUCACUUUACGACACGUUCACAAGGGCGCUGUUUUAGUUUUCGUAAUAGAUCUUUUGAUGGGGAUUCGAAGCCGAAAGUUUUUAUGCUAGAGAUACAGGAUACAUUAAUAGCGUUAAAAUGAAGUUACAGUUUUAUUUUACUACUAGCUGUUAAAAACUGUUUGGUCUUAUAAAUUUUAAAUUGCUUUCAAUCUAUAUUUUAAAGUUAUAAUGUUUAUUUAUUCAAGAACCUUCUACAUUAUUGUUUUCUUAAAAAAAAUAUAAAGAAAGUACCUAAUGAAAAUUUGCUAACUUGAAUUUCAAUAAACAUCUAACUACAAAUAUAACGCCCUGUAUAAGUGUAAUAUAAAUGUAGCAUAGAAAGGUUCAUAUCCAAAAAAAAAAAAAACAUUAUGUAAGCUGUUAAGUUCCAUCAAGAUUUUUUAUGAAUGUUUUCAUUGUAAAUAUUUUUUUUUGUUUUACUUUUAAAGUUAUUUUAAACUGUAUUCGCCUAGUAUGUAGUGGUGGUCUAAAAAAGGCAUUUUGAAAAUACCUUCUUGAUCUAAGUUUAUGUUCAGAGGGGCCACUCUUGUUGUUGUUAGUCAAUUCAUAGCUCUAAUAAAACGAUUGUUGUAAAAUUAAAGUUUUAUUGAUUUUAUAAAAUAAAGAUUUUAAAAUUAACAAA
This is a messenger RNA of Ostrinia nubilalis (European corn borer), 2222 nucleotides long. RefSeq lists its product as uncharacterized. Lineage: Eukaryota; Metazoa; Arthropoda; Insecta; Lepidoptera; Crambidae. The coding region runs from base 212 to 1006 and encodes 264 amino acids. The transcript is spliced from 3 exons. The record is from RefSeq and is a predicted model, not a curated record.